UCGACGGGACAGAUGUGAACGGAUGCGGCUGUGCAUCGGCCGGUGGAUUCUGUGGCUGCGGAUUAUCAUAGAUGCUGUGCUGUCACAUGUUGUUCACCUGUGUGCUUCGGUCGUAGUGUGUUCCACAUCGAGGGUAUGACGACAAAAACAGAGGAUUAACGUUGUUUCUUCGGGUCGGUCAUUUCCGUGGAACAAGGUUCCCCGACAACCACCUUGGAUGAGGCUGGAAGCAUGACGGUGAACAUGCCACAGCAAUGGACACUUCCCACCAGGCAUUCUAAAGUUGAUGCUAUGAGUCCUCCUGCCAGCAUCCAGGCUACGUGAACUAGUGCCAAGACUACCCCCCACCUUCUCUGAAGGACCGUACAAGAUGGACCACCUCCUAAAAACCUUCCUGGUCCUGGUGAGCCUGCUGUCUUCAGCGCGGGCUUCCUCCUGUCCACAAGCGUGCGUCUGCAAAUGGAAGGGCGGCAAACAGACAGCCGAGUGCGUCAGUAAGGGCCUCUUCUCCGUACCCGCCGGUUUGCCGCCCGGCAUCCAAGUGAUCGACCUGGAGAAGAACAACUUCCACUCACUUCCUUCGAGAACGUUCCAGGAACGCGGUCUCGUCAACCUCCAGAGGAUAUUCCUCUCCGAGUGCAACCUGGGACGCAUCGCUGCCGAAGCCUUCCACCAACUCACCAACCUCAUCGAGCUCGACAUCAGUAGAAACCUGCUGACCUCAGUUCCGACGUCAGCGCUGCACGGAGUGCCGCACCUCCGCAAGCUCCAGCUGAGCGGUAACCCAAUUGCCGCGCUGGAGAACGGCAGCUUCGCCGGACUACGUCAUCUUACUUACCUUCAUCUGUCCAACUGUCAGUUGACCACCAUAGAGCUGGGCGCAUUGGAUGGUUUGGACGCGCUCGAGUUCCUCAUGUUGGACGGGAACCGGCUGGCUACCUUACGGGCCGAGUCGGUGUCCGUGCUGCCUCGGCUGUCGACGCUCUACCUAAAUGGCAACCCCUGGCGGUGCGACUGUAGGCUCAGUAGCCUUCGAAGGUGGAUGGAGGCGAGGAAUAUUCCGCUCAGCGUCCCUCCGCGCUGCGCUGAGCCGGAUAGGCUGGAAGAACUCUCCUGGGAAGGAUUGCCUCUGGAAGAGUUUGCGUGUAUGCCGGAGAUUGCGCUCACCGCCGAUAUCUUCGUAAACGUUGAGGAGGGACGCAAUGCUACGCUCACGUGUAGGAUACACGCACAACCUGCUGCUAUUAUUCGGUGGGAAGCAGCCGGCUGGUCUUCCUAUAACUGGACGGGUCCGGAGCCCGAACGCUUUCGCGUCCACCAGGACCAGAACGGACCCUUCCAGAUAAGCUCCUUAUUUAUCUCCGCCGUUGGCAUGGACGACAGCGGCCUCUUCGUCUGCUCGGCCGAGAACAGAGCCGGACUCUCUUCCACAAACUUCACCUUGACGGUGUUCCGUCCUCCAGCCGCCGUCGCCAGUGGAUUAUCGAAAACCCAGAAGGUGGGCAUCGUACUCGGCAGCUUCAUGGUCGUCGUCAUCCUGGGCGUCCUGCUAUGCCUAGUCAUCGUGCGUCAGCGAGCCAUCGCCGCAGCGGCGGCCUCCGACACCAAAGUUCCUUCCGGCGUCAACUUCCUCAAACAACUGACCGUCAAGAAGGCCGAAGUCGUGGAAGUGACCACGCCGACAAAAGCUACGGAGUUUUCCGAGAAGCCGCCGCCGCCUAGGCACGAAAACGGAAGCUCCGGGUACGCUUCCGACCAGCAACAUACUCCAGACCUGGUGAGUAAAAGCACCGGAAUCUCUGGCUACAGACUAGCGCCUUUGGAGCCAGACGUCUAUGGAGGCAUAGGCAACGGCUACGCCAAUCCGGCCGAUUCCAGUUAUCGACGGUACGGGCCGUGCGACCUUAGCGACUACGCCUUGGGACCUCUUCCCGAAGAGACGUACUCCAACGGAUCCACAGCCCAAUUACCCUGGCGGGAAGACCCUUACUACAGUGACCAAUCCAGCCCGACGCAUCAAAUGGGCAGUUCUUCAGGAGUACCUCAGCAUAGUGCACAACAACCGAAGCGAAGUUUGCCACAUCAUGCUGUCCAUCUACCUGUCGAGGCGAGGUAUUCCCCGGACGAAGGGUACGCCGAAGGCAACUACGAGGGCACCGAAGUGUGAAUGUUUGGGAAAAAAAGGAAGAGCUGGGAUCUAUGCCAAAAACGUAAAAAUCCAAGAACAGACACGUUGCGUCUCUACAACGCUGGUCUGCGCUGACUUGAGUACGGUGACUAGAUGGCAUCCGGGUUCUUACGGGAUGUUCUUACUACAAGAACGAGGAACUCAAGCGGAGCACGGAUUGGCGCAUCAAUAGUAUGAAGGAUAGAUACCUUUUUUGUGUACAGCCCAGAAAAAAGACUGCAUACAAAACUGCAUCGAUGAGGAAGUCUCGCUCUGUUGAGACAUGUGGCGCGCAGUAACGGCUGACAGCGUGUGGAGCAGGCCGAGAGACCUGAAUGUCUUUCCUACGGACUCAUUUUGUGAAAGCUGACCGUGUGUUUGUGCGUGUCAAGAAAAAACUCGGGCAGCAUGUUGUGCUGAAGAACACAUGGUGUGAACUGAAGCAUCCUGGUGGUUUUAUACCCUUCCUGUAGAGGCGUAUAUGUAACACCUAGCUUGAAAGAGAUAUUGUAAUUAUGUUCCUGUACCAAAUUUUAUGUUGCAUUUUUUUCUCAGUGUACCUAAAGAGCAUACCGCCCACCGGCACGUGUGGAACACCGGUGCAAUGAACACGUCCCUUAGGGGGAAAAGGAGGUUUUUCUCAAUCUGAAUGAAGUUUAAACGUGUCAGUAUCAGUAUUUAUAUGAGAUGCGUAGAUUCAGCCUGCACGCAACACCGCUUCCCCUUGUUUUUACGCGAGACAGACCAAAGGAAAUAUGCCUUUGAAAAUGGCCCUGAAGGCAGAAGGAACCUUCCUUGUUUUGUAGGUCUGAGGAAAUUUACAGACUUCAUACCAGAAUUCAUAUUUGGGGUACCGUACACAAAAUGGAAACAACGACCAGUGCAUUCCACAGGGUGUAACAGCAAGGAGGCCGCACAAAUCAUACGCGAUGUACAGGGAUGAUACAUUCCACGCGAGCAAUACUGGGCGGACUGGUAUUUUACCGGUACACGCACACUGGAAUGUCGAUGAUAAUCCCCUGUCGUAAGGCAUACUAUAUUGAUAGGCCGGUUACUUGGGAUGCGCGCCAAAGCGACUGUUUCAUCGGUGAAUCUUUUACGUGAGCAAACCUCUUUUCCUUUUGUGCAUACCCCUUCUUGUUGAAACAUACCCGUUAAAGACCAAAGAAUCGGAAUCGCGGGUCGAGGCAGACAAACAAGACUGCUUUCCGAGUUCCGCAUGAUUAGUUCAUUGCAGGGAAGCUACCAACAAUAACUUAUGAACUAUGUCAUGGUUCAUAACUGUCAUGUCAUUCUCCCUAUUAUUAUUUUUCGUCAACAUCAACAUCGAACAUGUCAUGGUGUGUUCCUUCAGUUUCGACGGUGUAAAACACAGGAGCUGUACCUUGUGGUUGUAUGUUUUUUGAGUAGCGUACUCGAUGAAGAUGGAAAGCUCGAAAUUCUGGGAUACGGCUUUGUAAUGUUAGUGCGGGUCUUCAAGUAUUUUAGUUGUGCCCGGAUGAAAUCAGGCGUCUCACAUUUUACAGGCAGCUUCUUCAGGUUCGGUUGGGAUGGGUGUUUAUGGGAGAAUUACCCAACGAAUAAUCAUUCAGAGAUUCUUCCGCAUAAUUUUCCGUAUUCCCAACGAAGAACCGCGUCAUUUUUCAACGGUAUCUGCCGUUCGCCAACCUAACGAGUUAUCGAUCUCGUAAGACCAAAAAUUUCGAAUCGCCGACUAUUUUUAGUGCACUUCUAAAAAAAAUCUAAACCUCUCCGCUAGCAUUACACCGCUAACUCCUCCGUCUAUUAGAGUUCCGAACCGUAUACAGCAAUCCAAACACACCAAUCAGGUGCCGAAAAUAGGUCAAUGAGAACAAUGCUCAAUCAAGAGAAACGCAUUUUGAGCAACUGGUCAAUCUUCGAACGAGGUUCUUCUUUUCCCACGCAAAAAGAAAACGGAAGCUUUGACGCAACGAACGCGUAUAUGUUAUUACAAAGAGCGAUUCCUAAUGCGAAUAUCAAAAAUGCGUACGCCGAAAGAGAAAUAAUGGCUUUGGACAAGAAUUUAAACUCCGUAAAAAGCUUCCAAUGCAGUCGUCGAAAAAAGCCCCCCCCACCCCCCGAAAUAUAAUACAUCUAUUCCCCUUCCCGAAGGAUUCAUUGGGCCGUGAAACAGCAACCGCUCCGGUGCACUUUCCCCGCUAGCGACAAGACAUUAUUCUUUCGUAGAAUCCAGUCGUAAGACAUCCAACAUUUUUUUCCCCCCUUUUAUUUCUCUAGGUUUGCACGACAGCCAACAAAAGACAAGCCGACUGUAUGUAUGUGUUUAUCCUGAUAUGUGUGGAUAUAUUUAUUACCGCAAAGGUAUUCCUUUGUCGUGCGAAAAAAAAAAAUACACGCUAAGACAAGGACUGAUACGCAGUACUGUGAAAAAAAAACUGAAAAGAACAAUAAAAGUGUUGCACCGGGUUUUAAUAAACAAACAACAAC
This is a messenger RNA of Ornithodoros turicata, 4636 nucleotides long. Its product is annotated as leucine-rich repeat-containing protein 24-like. Lineage: Eukaryota; Metazoa; Arthropoda; Arachnida; Ixodida; Argasidae. Gene Ontology annotation, molecular function: protein binding. The record is from RefSeq and is a predicted model, not a curated record. The coding region runs from base 371 to 2167 and encodes 598 amino acids. The transcript is spliced from 4 exons.